Messenger RNA from Cervus elaphus (red deer), 3661 nucleotides. It is a transcript of the gene EFL1, whose product is annotated as elongation factor like GTPase 1. The record is from RefSeq and is a predicted model, not a curated record. Gene Ontology annotation, biological process: cytosolic ribosome assembly. Gene Ontology annotation, cellular component: cytosol; ribonucleoprotein complex. The coding region runs from base 138 to 3527 and encodes 1129 amino acids. Lineage: Eukaryota; Metazoa; Chordata; Mammalia; Artiodactyla; Cervidae. Gene Ontology annotation, molecular function: GTPase activity; GTP binding; ribosome binding. The transcript has 20 exons.
GCUAGCCCCGCCCCCCGGCGCGCGGGCAUUCGGGAGACACCUGGUUGUGGGCGUCUGCGACGUGCGUGGUGUGGUCUGCGCCGGGGUCCGAGCAGGACUGAUUGGGCGGCGGGAGCCGUCACAGGAAAUAAGUGACCAUGGUGCUCAAUAGUUUGGAUAAGAUGAUUCAACUCCAGAAAAACACGGCUAACAUUCGGAAUAUCUGUGUUUUGGCUCACGUAGACCAUGGAAAAACUACUCUGGCUGACUGUCUUAUAUCUAGCAAUGGAAUCAUCUCCAGCCGCCUGGCAGGCAAGUUGAGGUACAUGGACAGCAGAGAAGACGAGCAGGUCCGAGGGAUCACUAUGAAAUCCAGUGCCAUCUCUCUGCAUUACGCGGAAGGCAAUGAGGAGUACCUGAUUAACCUUAUAGACUCUCCAGGCCACGUGGAUUUCUCCUCAGAAGUGUCCACGGCUGUUCGUAUCUGUGACGGGUGCAUCAUCGUAGUGGACGCUGUGGAAGGGGUCUGCCCGCAGACACAGGCAGUUCUGCGGCAAGCCUGGCUCGAAAACAUCCGUCCGGUUUUAGUGAUCAAUAAGAUAGAUCGCUUGAUAGUGGAACUGAAAUUCACCCCACAGGAGGCCUACUGUCACCUUAAGAAUAUAUUAGAACAGAUUAAUGCACUCACAGGAACUCUUUUUACUUCUAAAGUGCUAGAAGAAAGAGCGGAGAGAGAGGCUGAAUCUCAGGUGAACCCGAAUUCUGAACAAGGAGAGCAGGUGUAUGACUGGAGCACUGGCUUGGAGGACACGGAUGACUCCCACCUGUACUUCUCACCUGACCAGGGGAAUGUGGUGUUUACAAGUGCAAUAGAUGGGUGGGGCUUUGGAAUUGAGCACUUUGCCAAAAUCUACAGUCAAAAAACUGGCAUCAGAAAGGAAGUUCUUUUGAAAACAUUGUGGGGAGAUUAUUAUAUAAAUAUGAAGGCUAAGAAGAUUAUGAAGGUGGAUCAGGCAAAAGGAAAGAAACCUUUAUUUGUACAGUUGAUCCUGGAAAAUAUAUGGAGUUUGUAUGAUGCUCUCUUGAAAAAGGACAAAGAAAAAACUGAUAAAAUCGUGACUUCUUUAGGAUUAAAAAUCGGAGCCCGAGAGGCACGGCAUUCAGAUCCUAGAGUUCAGAUCAAUGCUAUCUGCAGUCAGUGGCUGCCCAUAUCUCAAGCUGUUCUUGCUAUGGUGUGUCAGAAGCUUCCUAGUCCUCUCGACAUUACAGCUGAGAGAGUGGAGAAGCUGAUGUGUGCGGGAUCACAGACUUUUGAUUCUCUCCCACCAGAAACCCAGGCCCUGAAAGCAGCUUUUAUGAAAUGUGGAAGUGAAGAUACCGCUCCAGUUAUUAUCUUUGUUUCCAAAAUGUUUGCAGUUGAUGCUAAGGCUUUGCCUCAGAAUAAGCCAAGACCUCUCACUCAGGAGGAGAUUGCUGAGAGGCGAGAGCGUGCAAGACGAAGGCACGCGGAGAAGUUGGCAGCGGCGCAGGGCCAGGCACCCAUGGAGCCCACCCAAGAUGCAGGCGCCCUUGAAAUGAGUUCACAGGGAGAAGAGCCAAAAGGUGAUGAGCAGGAGGUGGAAAGUGAGACCCCCAAACCCGUGCCCCCGGAAGAAAGUGAGCAGGAGUCUUUUAUCGCCUUCGCUCGAGUGUUCAGUGGUGUGGCACGAAGAGGAAAGAGAAUUUUUGUCCUGGGACCCAAAUACAGUCCUCUUGAGUUUUUGCAGCAGGUGCCAUUAGGCUUCUCAGCUCCAUUAGAGGACCUUCCCCCGGUCCCCCACAUGGCGUGCUGUACGUUGGAAAACCUGUACCUUCUGAUGGGAAGGGAACUGGAAGACCUCGAGGAGGUGCCUCCAGGAAACGUGCUAGGAAUUGGAGGCCUUCAGGACUUCGUGCUGAAGUCGGCCACACUGUGUUCCUCACCAUCCUGCCCCCCAUUCAUACCUCUCAACUUCGAAGCCACCCCUAUUGUGAGGGUUGCUAUUGAACCAAAACACCCAAGUGAAAUGCCUCAACUCGUCAAAGGAAUGAAACUGUUAAACCAAGCUGAUCCUUGUGUCCAGAUUUUAAUUCAGGAAACAGGAGAGCACGUUUUAGUCACAGCAGGGGAAGUGCACCUUCAGCGCUGCCUGGAUGACCUAAAAGAAAGGUUUGCAAAGAUUCAAAUCAGUGUAUCUGAACCCAUCAUUCCAUUCAGAGAAACAAUCACAAAACCCCCGAAAGUCGACAUGGUCAAUGAAGAAAUCGGCAAACAACAGAAAGUUGCGGUCAUCCACCAAACAAAGGAGGAUCAGAGCAAAAUCCCUGAAGGAAUCCAGGUUGACUCCGAUGGGCUCAUCACCAUGACGACUCCCAACAAACUUGCCACUCUCAGUGUCCGAGCCCUGCCGCUCCCAGAGGAGGUCACUCAGAUUCUAGAAGAAAGCAGUGACCUGAUUCGUUCUAUGGAGCAGUUAACGUCCUCUCUAAACGAGGGCAAAAAUAAUUCUCAGAUGAUCCAUCAGAAGACCCAAGAGAAAAUCUGGGAAUUCAAAGGAAAGCUCGAGCACCACCUCACCGGGAGGAAGUGGAGGAACACAGUGGACCAAAUCUGGUCAUUUGGCCCAAGAAAAUGUGGGCCCAACAUACUAGUAAAUAAAAGUGAGGAUUUUCAGAAUUCAGUGUGGACAGGCUUCAAUGGCAAAGCUUCAAAAGAAGCCAGUCGGUACCGAGACCUGGGCAACAGCAUUGUGAGCGGCUUCCAGCUAGCCACCCUCUCUGGCCCCAUGUGCGAGGAGCCGCUCAUGGGUGUGUGUUUCGUCCUGGAAAAAUGGGACCUGAGUAAGUUUGAAGAACAGACAGCAAGUAAUAAACAGAGUCAAGAACCGGGUGAUCUGGCGAAGGAGGGUCAGGGGGAAGGUGACACCCGCUCAUGUAGAGACGAACAGCAGGAGCUGCAAGACCAUGGCUCUGAGCCCUUUGAGAAAAGGGCUUCCCAGAGAGGAGAGUCUCCACUCACUGACUGCUACGGGCCCUUCUCAGGGCAGCUCAUAGCCACCAUGAAGGAAGCCUGUCGCUACGCACUGCAGGUGAAGCCGCAGCGACUAAUGGCAGCGAUGUACACAUGCGACAUCAUGGCCACCAGUGAUGUUCUCGGUCGGGUCUACGCGGUCCUGUCAAAGAGAGAAGGACGAGUGCUGCAGGAGGAGAUGAAAGAGGGGACAGACAUGUUCAUCAUCAAGGCCGUGCUGCCCGUGGCUGAGAGCUUCGGCUUUGCCGAUGAGAUCCGGAAAAGGACCAGUGGCCUGGCCAGCCCACAGCUGGUGUUCAGCCACUGGGAGAUCAUCCCCAGCGACCCCUUCUGGGUACCAACCACCGAGGAGGAGUACCUGCACUUUGGGGAAAAGGCCGAUUCCGAGAACCAGGCCCGGAAGUACAUGAACGCAGUGCGGAAGCGGAAGGGUCUCUAUGUGGAAGAGAAGAUUGUGGAGCACGCAGAAAAGCAGAGAACCCUCAGCAAGAAUAAGUAACCAGCCCUGCUGGCUGAUCCUUCCCUUUGUAAUAAAUGAGGAAAGGUCACCCAGGCUUUGAUACUGGGAAAAUUUCUUUAUGCUGCGUCAUCUCUGCAUUCACUUUCAAUAAAGUUGAUUGGUAUAAUAUUUUA